GUGACUCCGGCAGCUCAGUCACAGCAGAUACCGGCCGCUCAAUCACGUACACCUGUCCAAGCGGAGGUAGCAAGGCUCUUUGCGCCAUAUAACAUUGGAGCCAGAAGGAAUAUGACGAGACGACCAGCACAAGUCCAAGUUAGCCGAAGAAGCUACACACACACUGUCUGUUGUUUGGCUGACCACAAUGCGGAUAAAAUUCCAAGCGUACUGUUUAAAGCUGAACUUCUUACUUCAGGACUUGGAGAGCAAAAAGUAACAUUUUCAGGGAAUGACCACGAUCCCAUGGUUAUAACAAAUAAACUGAUGGAAGUGUUUCCGAAGCUCCAACAAGGGGGAGGCUUUGAAUUUCUAAAACUUGUAGGAUCUACUCGCAGUCUAAAUCUUGCGUUGCUUCAGUGUCCCAGCACUGGAUACACCCUUGCCUAUCUGAAAGAUCCAUCGACGAUGAUUGGACAGGCUACAAUCUACAUACGUCCACUUCAACAGGAUCUACCCUUAGAUUGUGAGAGCUCACGUCCUGCCUCUGGUCCAGUCAUCCCCUGCAUCACUUGUCAGAAGGAAGUUCCCUUUUCAGAGAUGAAGCUGCACAGAUUGAGCUGCAAUGGGACACCCAUGCAGGAAUCAGAAAGAGAACAAGAGGGAGGCCAAAGUGAAGAAAAUGAUAGUGAGACAGCCCUAGUCAGUGACAGUGUUCCAGUGAGGCCUGAAACAUCAGCUGAGAGUGCAGUAGUACCGGCAGUGAUUGUCAACGAGGAGUUGGAUCGCAAAGAAACAGACAGUGAAUGGAAGCUUAUUAAAGAACCCACUCAAGCUGCCAAAGUUUUCAAAGAGAAUCUGCUAAGGGAACAUGCAACUGGGAAACCACUUAGAAUGAAGAUGGAUGUAAGGGACUCUGAAGAGGACAGGGAACGGGAGCUUCUCUUAUUCUAUAAACAGCAGCAAGAAUGGGCAUGUCCACUUCAUUGUACUCUGGUUGGUGAUGUUGCUAUCGGAGAGGGAGUGAUGCGGUACUUUAUGACAACAAUCAUAUCCAAACUCCAGUUUGGAUUCAGUCUAGAUCUUGGAGGAAUGGGCCGAACACUGCUAUUUGAGGGUGAACCUGACCAUCUUGUUCCAGCAGCAUCAGAGGCACUUAUUGAAAGCAACCUCUUCCGGGUUGCAGGAAGGAUGUUGGGCCACACCUUUCUGCAUGAUGGUCCCCAUGUCACAGGACUAAGUCCUGCUGUAAUUCAUGUACUGUUCAAUGGGGACCCUGAAAUGGCUACUGUUGUUACAGAAGAGUGUCCUGAUCUGCACAUCAGGAGCAUCAUAGAACUGCUUGAACAUGAAGAUCUUACACCGGAACAGAAGGACACAGUUUCAGAUCUUUCCAUGUCUUGGGAUCUUCCGGCAGUCACCAAAACAAAUCGGAGAUGGCUACAUAACAAACUUCUACUCCAUGCAGUCGUUGGGAGGACCAUGCGCCAAAUUAAACAGUUGAGAAAGGGACUGAAAGAUGUGAUGGUAUGGCCUCUGCUGACAUCUAGGCCGGAUGUUGUACCACUUCUUUUCCCCAAAAUGGCUGAAAUGCAGUUCACACCCCAGAUGCUCCUAGAAAAAAUCACAUGGCCAGUUGAGGACAGUGAUGAUGAAGACUUUGACUUAGACACCACCUGCCGCAUCACUGGCUUUCUAAGGAUGUUCAUUGAAACAGCUUCAUCAGGUACCCUGGCCCAGCUGCUGACAUUCUGGGUUGGCUGGGAGAUGCUUCCUCCUGAACUGAGAGUGGAGAUUUCUGGGGGAACCCUUCCUACGUCCUCCACAUGCUUUGAAACCCUAAAGCUGCCAGCUCAUUUCAAACUCUACAUGGACUUUGAGAAAGCACUUGUCGCUGCCAUAAAAAGUACCGGAUUUGGGCUUGUUUAAGUUUUUUCAGACGUCAAUUAGGGCUGGGCAAUAUUUUAAUAUUAUAUCUAUCGUGAUAUAAGACUAGAUAUCGUCUUAAGGUGCUUUUCCAUUACCAGUACCUACUUGAC
Molecule: messenger RNA, 2018 nt
Organism: Coregonus clupeaformis (lake whitefish)
Lineage: Eukaryota; Metazoa; Chordata; Actinopteri; Salmoniformes; Salmonidae
Exons: 12
Coding region: 112-1908 (598 amino acids)
Molecular function (GO): ubiquitin-protein transferase activity
Source: RefSeq, a predicted model, not a curated record